AUAUUCAUUUGUUUUUGUACAGCAUCAACCGAAUGGCCGUGGAACACAGAAUCUGCAGUGCUGGAUCCUUCUGCAGCCCCAUGUGGUGGCUACAUGACAGACAGGAUGGGUGAAUUUUUCAGCCCUCAGUACCCUCAUAACUACCCCAAUUAUGCACAAUGCUCAUGGACCAUUCAUAGCACAGGGACAUUGACUGUGUUAUUGACCUUCACAUACAUUGAUUUGGAGACCUGCUGUGACUACAUCAGGGUGUAUGAUGGUCCUUCUACUCUUGAACCUUUACUGGGAGAACUGCGGGAAAACAGGACAUACUCCUUUCACUCCACCAGGAAUGACCUGACUGUGAUUUUCUACAGUGAUAGUAGUAUAACACAAAGUGGAUUUCGAGCAGAAUGGGUCUUUACAUCUUCCGAAUCCUGCAGGAAUAACUGUGGAUACAACUUCAGCAACUGUUCAUGCUCCAGCUCCUGUCAGUACUAUGGAAACUGUUGCCAUGACUACUACAGCUACUGCUCGGCAUCAACUGAAUGGCCAGAGACGAUCACAGCUUCCCCCUCCUGCAGGUAUAACUGUGGAAAUUACCUCGGCAGCUGUUCGUGCUCCAGCUCCUGUCAGUACUAUGGAAACUGUUGUCAUGACUACUACAGCUACUGCCCAGCAUCAACUGACUGGCCAGGCAUGACCACAGCUUCCCCCUCCUGCAGGUAUAACUGUGGAAAUCACCUCGGUAGCUGUUCAUGCUCCAGCUCCUGUCAGUACUAUGGAAGCUGUUGCCCUGACUACAACAGCUACUGCGCAUCAACUCAAAGGCCAAAUACAACAGCUUCCCCCUCAUGCAGGUAUAACUGUGGAUACUACAUCGGCAACUGUUCAUGCACUAGCCAUUGUCAGUACUAUGGAAACUGUUGUCAUGACUACUAUGGUUAUUGCCACGUGAACACAACAUCACGGCCAAUCCUAACAACAGAGAAUCACCCUGAGUGUGGAGGACACCUGUAUGGUUCUGGGCUGUUUUCCAGCCCCAAUUACCCCAGUUAUUAUCAUGACAAUGCCUACUGUGUGUGGUAUCUCUCCGCUCAGCAAGGCCAGAGGCUCUUCUUGUCAUUUACUGAUGUGCAAUUGGAACGCUGCUGUAACUGUGACUACAUUUCUGUGUACGACGGCCCAUCCAUUGGUUAUCCACGGUUGGGACAGGUCUGCUUCAGUAAUACCACUCACCAGGCCUUUCACUCUUCUUCACGUUACUUGACUGUUCUCUUCAGAAGUGACUACUCUGGUGUCAGCCAUGGUUUUAAGGCCCUAUUUACUAGCUCUCUGACCGCAGAUCAAGGUCGCGUGGACUGUUCAUCAGACAACAUGGUCAUUGUCAUUCGAGCAUCUUACCUGAACUCACUUGGGUUCAAUGGAAAUGAUCUAUAUGUGGACGACCAUCGAUGCAGACCCACUAUUACCAGUACUGAAGUUGUGUUUCGCUUCUCUCUUGACACAUGUGGGACCGGCAAAGAGAUGAUGAAUGGUUAUGUGACCUACACCAAUAAUGUGCGUGCGUCUCAAUCUCAGUCAGGCGAGAUCACACGUCAGUCACAGUUCCUACUGCAUGUGGGCUGCCGAAUGGAGCCAGACACCAUGGUGGAGAUUUUCUACAAGGCCAAAGAGAAUAUCAAUGCCAACAUCACUGGAACGGGCCGCUUCAAUGCCAGCAUAGCCUUCUACACCUCCAGCAGUUUCAGCCAACAAAUUUACGACUCUCCAUACCAGGUGACGCUUAACCAGUACAUGUAUGCUAUGGUUAAGCUAGACCGACAUGACAACACACUAGAUCUCUUCCUGGACACCUGUGUAGCAUCUCCGUAUGCCAAUGACUUCCAAACCCGCUCCUAUGACCUGCUGCGUGAUGGAUGUGCCAGAGACAGCACAUACUAUUCCUACACCAAUGGUCAGCACUACUAUGCUCAGUUCCGUUUCCAGGCUUUUAAGUUCCUCCGGACUCACGCCUAUGUGUACCUGCAGUGUAAAGUGAUCAUCUGCCCCGAAAAUGAUUACAACUCUCGCUGUCGCCAAGGUUGCCGCUUUCGCCGCAAGAGAUCUCUCGACACCACCUACCACACCAACACUGUGAUACUGGGGCCAAUCAAACUCAAAGGAGAGAGGCCUGGCGUGGGGCAGUCUGAAAAGACAAAGGAAUGAAGUGAUCAUCUUUAACCUUCAUCGUUGCCAUCAGUCAUACUUUAUUAACCACCCAGCAAAUUAGUUUAAAUAAAAAUGUUAUUCUUC
Xyrauchen texanus (razorback sucker) is the source of this 2274-nucleotide messenger RNA. It is a transcript of the gene cuzd1.2, whose product is annotated as CUB and zona pellucida-like domains 1, tandem duplicate 2. Bases 94 to 2187 code for a protein of 697 amino acids. Gene Ontology annotation, cellular component: cell surface. The record is from RefSeq and is a predicted model, not a curated record. Lineage: Eukaryota; Metazoa; Chordata; Actinopteri; Cypriniformes; Catostomidae. The transcript is spliced from 18 exons.